Molecule: messenger RNA, 2516 nt
Organism: Nothoprocta perdicaria
Lineage: Eukaryota; Metazoa; Chordata; Aves; Tinamiformes; Tinamidae
Gene: B3GNT9
Product: UDP-GlcNAc:betaGal beta-1,3-N-acetylglucosaminyltransferase 9
Exons: 3
Coding region: 156-1400 (414 amino acids)
Cellular component (GO): membrane
Molecular function (GO): hexosyltransferase activity
Source: RefSeq, a predicted model, not a curated record
GGAAUGUCCCACGGAGCCGAGCUCCAGCAUCGCCCGCCCGGAGCCGCUCCGCGUACGAGAAUUGACUGAGACAGAAGAUCUCUGGGAAAGUAUGGACAUUGGCACCAGGCAGCUCAAUCACACCUUCUAAUAGUCCCAGCAACAGUGUGGGGACAAUGAAAGUACGGCUCAAAGGGGAUGCGAUCUGUACCCUUCUCCUGGUGGUAGCACUUGGCUCCUUACUUUAUUCCCAGCUACAGCACCCGGCCCCAGCAGGAAACAAGGAGCUGACACCUCAGAAACCUUCAGGAACACAGCGAAUCUUCUCCGAUCUCAAAGCACCUGAGAGACUUGUGCCAGUGGAGACAACGGUUCCCAUCCUCCAGAUAAUUCCUAUGGUCAGACAAGCAGAAGUGGCCAGUAGCAGGGUCCAAACGACAACUUCACCACCAUUGACUCAUUCUACCUUCAACUUCAAGCRUUAUCUCCUAAACAAAGACAACAGGAACUUCAACAUUCUUAUUAAUCAACCCAAGAAAUGCAGGAAAAUACCCAGAGGUCCCUUUCUGCUCAUUGCUAUCAAAUCGGUGGUUGAAGACUUUGAUAGGCGCGAGAUCGUCCGUAAGACUUGGGGUAGGGAGGGCUUGGUGAACGGGGAGCAGAUCCAACGAGUUUUCCUCCUGGGAACGCCAAAGAACAAGACAGUGUUAGCAACAUGGGAGACCCUUAUCCAUCAGGAGAGUCAGGCAUACAAGGACAUUUUACUCUGGGACUUCAUGGAUACUUUCUUCAAUUUGACCCUGAAGGAGAUCCAUUUUCUCAACUGGGCUGCUGAAUUCUGCUCCAAUGUGAAAUUUAUUUUCAAAGGUGACGCUGACGUCUUUGUCAACGUAGAGAACAUUGUUGACUUCCUGGAGAGACACGACCCAGCCGAGGACCUCUUUGUUGGGGAUAUCAUCUACAAUGCCCGCCCCAUCCGUGUCCGAAAGAGUAAAUACUAUAUCCCAGAGACCAUGUAUGGACUAAGCAUCUACCCAGCCUAUGCAGGAGGAGGAGGUUUUCUGCUCUCCAGCCACACCAUGAGGAAGCUCUCCAUGGCCUGCAAAGAGGUAGAGCUCUUUCCCAUUGAUGAUGUCUUUUUGGGUAUGUGCUUACAGAGAAUCAAUCUCAAGCCCAUUUUGCACGAAGGCUUCAAGACCUUCGGCAUACUCAAGCCCUCUGCUGCCCCACACCUGCAGACAUUUGACCCCUGUUUUUACAAAGAUCUCAUGGUAGUUCACAGCCUAAAAGUUGCUGAGAUCUGGCUAAUGUGGAACUUGCUCCACAGCCCGAGGCUUGCCUGUACCCAGAGGAAGCAGGUGAAGAAGCCUUUCCAGUGGAAAAAGAAAGCUCAAACAGCAACACGGGCAUCACCUUUGUGAUCAUGCAGACAGACCACCACAGCAACACAGCAGCUGAGCAAGGGAAACUGGGACUCUUGCAACCAACCAAAUGGACUUUAGACAUAUUUUAGCACAUAUUUACUACAUUAAGAGGACAAACUGUGGCAGGAGUUUGCCAAAAUUCCACGUUUGCAUACACAUACUAUAGAGUAGGCGCUUCUCUGCUACUGAGUCAAAAUAAUCUUAACAAUAUCUUUAAUUUAUUAUUUAUUUAUUAGACUUACAGUAGUGCCUAGAGGACCAGCAAGUACGAAUGCAUUGUAAAACACAAGCCUUAGAGAUUUUUCAGUAUUGCUAGAGAUGUGACAAGCGGGAAGAGAAAGAAAGGGUAAGAGAUCAUGCUACGGAGCACAGGGGUGGUUGUCAGCUUGUUACCUCAGUUAGAACCAUUAGGACUCAUGGAGAAAUUACCAAAACCAUACAGUAACUAAAGUAAGUGAAAUCCAGUCUUCCCCACGAAUGCUCAAAUCAAAAAUGUGAAGAAAAUAACAGYUAGCAGAGCUGUUGAAAGAGGGUCCCAGCUAAGACAGACUAGAAAAAAACAAAUUGGAGUCUGAGGCCUGGCAUGGCCUGGCACGGAGGAGGAUGAUAUGGGGUAUUUUCAGGAUACACCUUCAAGGAACUCCUUGAAAUACAAAAUUCUCAUGGGAGGUUUACGAGUAGCUCUGCAGGGUGUAGAAAUGAGCCUUAUUGAUGGGUAAAAACAGUCAUUCUCCUGCCUGAAGAAACGUGACAGGCAUGUAUUUAUGAGCUUGUACAGCAGUGUAUUAUCUGUGAUCAGUUUACGAGUUGGGAACUUAUUUAUACUGUAAUUAAAAGUUAGAAUGUAAACACGCCUCCCUAAUUGUCAGAGUCURUUGAGUACAUCUGUGUGCGUGGCUUACCAAGAUGAACACCACAUGUCCUUCCACGUCAGCACCACGGAAAGGCCUCUGAGCUCAUUGUUUGGGAUAACCUGGCAAAUCUUUUCUUAUGAUGGACUUAAUUCAAUGGUAAUGAUACGAAAAUAAACACGGCUUACCUUAUGCUUUUCUACAAUGCAGCAUCAAGCUCAGCCGUUAUUUAUUAAGCAGAUCUUCCCUUCAGGCUUGGAUA